AUGGACAGCCAGCAGCAGAAUAACCAGCAGUAUUUCCGAUCGGAUAGCAGCGACUCCUCAGCAUGCAUGAUGGGGUCCGGAGCAGGGCACAAGGACGAGCCAGGCUCCGGGAAGAGGAGAAAGAAGCAUUGUAGCCCGGUGUGGAUCGCCAUGGCUGUGAUGUCCAUCCUGGCUCUGCAGAUCGCCUCUACCACGGGGCUCUUCGUAUAUUUUACCAUGUCGAUUUCCAAGUUAAAAGCCCAGACACAGGGGAGCUCAGAGGAGCUGAAGUGUUUGCAGCUGAUCAACAGAUUGCAGGAAGUCUCAGACUUGGAGGAACUGAUUGGCAACCAGUCCUGCCUCAAGCUGGCCAGCAGCAUCAAAUCCUACGUGACCAUGGUGACAGAGAACAUUAUCCACAGUAGCGCACUGAAGGAAGCCAGGAGGAGCUAUUUCAACAGCUCCAGUGGGCAGCUGGCUACAAGAGCACCUGGCAAGCCCUCUGCCCACCUCACCCUCCGGCAGCAGAGCCCUUCCCAGGACGGAAGCUCAGCACACUUUGGGGAGCUCUCCCAGUCCUGCCGACACCCCAUCACCAGGUGGGAGGACAAGACCAUGCACUCACAUCUCCAGAACAUCACCUACCAGGAUGGCAAGCUGCGGGUGAGCCAGGCGGGCAAGUACUACAUCUACUCACAGAUCUACUUCCGCUACCCCAGCGAGGGCGUCGCAGCCCGCGUCUCGGGGCACCAGCUGGUACAGUGCAUCAACCGCGAGACCUCCUAUGGGCAGCCCAUCCUGCUGCUCAAGGGCGUCGGCACCAAGUGCUGGGCACCCGAGGCAGACUAUGGCCUGCAUGCCCUCUACCAGGGCGGCCUCUUCGAGCUCAAGGCCGGCGACGAGCUUUUCGUCUCCGUCUCGUCCCUGGCCAUCGAUUACGACGAUACAGCGGCCAGUUAUUUCGGGGCCUUCCGGCUUGAACUGUGA
Emys orbicularis (European pond turtle) is the source of this 966-nucleotide messenger RNA. Its product is annotated as tumor necrosis factor ligand superfamily member 10-like. Lineage: Eukaryota; Metazoa; Chordata; Testudines; Emydidae. Bases 1 to 966 code for a protein of 321 amino acids. Gene Ontology annotation, molecular function: tumor necrosis factor receptor binding. Gene Ontology annotation, biological process: immune response. Gene Ontology annotation, cellular component: membrane. The transcript is spliced from 5 exons. The record is from RefSeq and is a predicted model, not a curated record.